This is a messenger RNA of Stegastes partitus (bicolor damselfish), 7727 nucleotides long. RefSeq lists its product as uncharacterized. The transcript has 3 exons. The record is from RefSeq and is a predicted model, not a curated record. Bases 341 to 1102 code for a protein of 253 amino acids. Lineage: Eukaryota; Metazoa; Chordata; Actinopteri; Pomacentridae.
GGAGUGAGGCAAGAGGGACUAGGGGAAAAAAUUAGAAAAGAGCAGAGAGAAUGGACAGUAUGUUUGGCUCUGCCAUGCUGUUGCACUGGAUAAAAAAUACUUCUAUUCAGUGUUCAGAAAUCUCUGUCUGUUUUCAGUGAGAGAGAUUAGGUUUUCCAGCAAACCUGCAGACAGAUGUGGAAACUGCUGCUUCUCUCACCACAUGAGGAAUCUGGAUAGAUCAACGUGGAGCCAGACGGCAGCCGCAUGCCACCUUGACCAGCACUAAGUUGUCCACGUUUGUCAAUCACUCUACAUUCAGCUCACUCCACUUGGUGAAGAUGUAGUCUGUUUAAUCUCUAUGGAGAUGUCUCCAAACACUUUUUCCUCUACCUUGCUGCCAUGGUCACUGUGCUUGCUGUCCCUACUGACUCCCUCAAGCCACACAGCAAGCUCUGUCCCAGCAUAUAAAGCGUCUUUGCCAAUCAAUACCACCUUGUUGUUCGACAGUGGCACUCCAGGCUACAACCUACGUAACUGUAGCUGCUCUACACCCAUCCGAGACUGUGAUGAGGCUCUGGCCAACUCGCUGUGCAGAUGCCACACAGUUCUGCGCUCCUCCCUGUCCCCUGCUCAACUCACAGAACAUGGACAACUCACUGUCUGGGUAAAGGAACUCUGGGUCCUGGAAGAGCUGCUGAACAGUAGCAUGGUUGGCCAUUUAUGGUUAUCUUUUUGUGGAAUAAAACCACUUAACAGUCAGUUUUUGGCUCUGCUGGGUCUACAGACACUCAGGAUACACAGUGCAGCACCAGAAGCUUCCUAUCCCAACCAGGAAAUUAUAGUCACUCCCCCAGCAGGGGCUGCAGCAGAUCUAGAGGCCCACUCCUUUGACUUCUCCUCCUCCUUUCACAUGACCUUUCUAGAUGUAGCAGUGCUCAAUGGGCUUUCUGCUCUGAAGGCUUAUAGUGUGGCAGGACCACUUGCCCCUGCCUUCUCCCAGCACUUCCCCCAUUUGGCCUUGCCCUACUCUCUGUUGUGCUCUACUGCUUCUGACCCUGUAGACCCCAGUGAGCAAACUGCAGAGCCUCUUCAGGACUUGCUCAUUACAUUUGUGUACUAACAGCUACUCAUUUUAAGACUAGGUCAAGACCUAGGUCUGUUAUUCAGUACAAGUAACAAAAAUGUGCAGGAAUUAUAUUUUUGUUUUCCUUUGCAAAGGAAAAGUUGCACAUCUUUGUCUGUGGAAUAUAUUGCAUUUCUUAUGACUGGAUGCUCUGCUGUCAUUCUGGCCUAAAUAUGGAAUUGGCCAGUGGGUCAGAAGAGGCUGACAUAUUUCUCUACCUGAUGCAUUAUCUUCCAGGAAGCUAUUGAUUUUUGUGUUUUACAUGUGUGCUACCUUCUUGCUGCUGUGUUUCUAUCCCUGAGAGGAAUAGUUCUAAAAAAAAAAAAAAAAAAAAGCAUCUGCACUUAUAAUGUAGGCUGACACAAGGUUUUGGAAUGUUUGCACCAGGUACAGAUUCUUAAUAUUUUGGGUAUCAUUCCAUGACAUAUGCAAUGCUGAUUUGUUUACCAGGGAGCUUUAACAACUCUGAUCCUCAGAUGCAGUUAGAGUCACGCUUUGCUUGUUAACUUUCUGGAACUGCUGCAUAUACAGGCUUUGACACCAUGGUCCCAAGGUGUAUUUACAGACAUAAAACAUUAUCCCAUAUUAUUGUGACAGUUGACAGUGACAGAUGAGGGCUAUACAUGCACAUUCAUAUCCUGAUGACAAAUGUUUGUUGCACUUGAGGCACCCAAUAAUUUAAUGUAAUGAGAAAAAAUUAUAGAGAGUAAAAGUCAGAACUGAUGGCUUCUUAAAAUGAUUACAUUUCCAAUCCAGUACCUAGUCCAUUAUAGAUCAGGUAGAAGCCAUUAAUUACCAGUUGUGGUUUGCUAGCUUGUCAAAAAAAAAGUCCCUUUAUCUGAUUGUAAAGAAUGCACUUCCAAAUAUUCAUUAUCAACUGCGUAUUGAGCUCCUAAUUAGCUACCAUAUAAAGAAUUUGUAAAUCAUUUAGUGCAAUUAAUGAGGCCUUUCGGGAACCCUGUAUACCCUGUAUAAUGGGUGCCUUAUAAGAAAAUUACCAGCCAAACAUAUUUUAAUAACCUGGCAUCCCAAAACAUUUCAUUGGUAAUGAUUUCCAAAAACAAAACAUUAGCAAAUGAUUUAUUCAUCAGAAAUAAAAUCACAAUUACAAGUGCUUUAUAAAGGGUGCUUUAUUAGAAAGUGAUACCCAUAUAUUUUUGAGACAUAAAUGACUUUUUGGAAAAGUAGCUUACAUACAGUAAAAGUGAACAGUAAAUAGGAUGAGAUGUUAUCAUGACUCACUAUUGGCACACUCCAACUGUUGCUUCAGUUUCUCAAAGUGCUUACAUGGAGUACUCCUCAAAUCAAUAAGUGACCGUUACUCUUUAUGGAUAAUGGCCUGAAAAUAUUUGUCCCCUGUGAAUUGUCUCCUCAACUUACAUUUGAUCCAGAUGAUAAGUAGUAAGAAGAAGGUGCUUUUGGCAUCCCUGAUGAAGGACCUAAAUCCUGCACAGUGAUUAUGAACCUUUUCUGACAAAGGUCUGAGGAGUGAUUAACACUUCGAAUGAUUUACAGUGAGCAAGACUUUGUGGUCCAUUCACAGUCAGAAUCUUUAUGAAUACUUUCUGGAGAACAACAUCUUAACAACAUCCAAGCAUACUUGUGACUGAAAAUUGUCCGAUGUGAUGAGAUAUCAGUUAACAUGUGAUAACUGUAAACAUAUAGCCACAGCUGUGCAGACUGCGCGCUGAUCUGCCCGCUGCUAGAGUAAUGUCUAAAACAAACCACAUGCUUGUUUUCAGUGACAGAUGAGAUGUUCUGAUCCCAGCUGCCAAGUGGGUGUUGGCUCUUUAUCCUCUGCUCUCAUCCAGGUGUUGUCACAUACAACAGAACAGCAGGAUAGCACUGACGGUAGGCAGUAGACUUUGAGCUCUUUGAUUGCGUUUGUUUCUUAAGUUCUUGAGUUAAGCAUGCAGAUGUGUGACAACUUAAAGGCAGAGGCUGGAAUAAAUGACUAAAGAGCAUAAGGAAAGCAGGUGUUUACAUACAGAACAUGAGGACUCACUGCAUGGUGUGAAUAUAAUGAAAAUGUUGAGGGAAUGUUUUUGGUAGGAUGGAGUUCAUCUCUCCAGUGGAACUUCAGAGGUUUUGAUCAUCUAUGAGAAUCCUGCUCCCAGCUAAAGAUGAGGACAGAAUUUGUUAACACAGCCAAGUCCACCAGAAACAUCCCAGUUGGAUUUGGUGUCUCACGAAGUAACAGGGAGUCAGCACUUCCCUCCAAGAAUUAGACACUUUAAGACCUGUGGCUGGUACAAACUAAGAGGAACCUGUCAAAGUGAGAACUAGGAAGAUAUCAAUGUUUUUGACCAAGUGCCAGUGGACAAAUGGAGAACGGUCACAUCGGAUAUUCAUGCCUGAUGCCAAAUGGCUGAUUAUUGAAGAGAGACAGGAGUUACGAUGAUCUACCCAUUUGUAGAAGCGCUUUUCCUUUUAUGGGUCAUGGGUUUUAAUAGACUGGUUACCUGUCCAGGUGUUCCCUGCCUUCGCCCUAAGUCAGCUGGGAUAGACUCCAGCCCCCCCGCGACCAUAGUGAGGAUUAAGCGGUGUGUAGAUAAUGGAUGAAUGGAUGGUCAUGGGUUUUUAACACUUCAAAGUCAUCAGAGACAGUUACAUUUGCAAAUAAAGAAUAAGCACUUAAAGCCGUUCUGGAGGUUUGUGGUGGACACUUUUGUCAGCACCUGUUUGUCAGUUUUUGAUUAAAUUUGUCACUUAUUUUUGCAUCAAGCAAGGAUGGCUAUGAAACAGCUCACCAGAUCAGAACACACCUGAAUAAUUUGAGGCCCAAUAGUGCCAGUGUUGGUAAUCUGGUAAACUAGUGCAAAGGUUGAAGGUUUCUAGUUGACUUUAUUCCUGCGAUGAAGGCAGCUGCUUGUUCUGCAGUUAAUUACUUAAUGAAAACAACCCAGCUCUGUUUUUUCUGAAACAGAACAAAGAUAGUGGCAAUAAUUUUUUGCAAGGUUGGAUUUCCUAACCCUAAGCCAAAAGGAUUGACCUCCCCAAAGCAAUUAGCUUGUGAUAAUUUAAUUGGAUGCAAAUGUGAUAAUGGCAUGCAUAUAGGAAGAACAACUGAAAACUAAGACAAUAUUAGCCCUCGUGUGGCUUUUGACGUUUUAUCAAAUCUGGAGUACCUGACUGGCCCGACGCCUAAACUUUUUCCCGUUUUAACCUUUUUUGAUCGUUGAUAUUAUGCUGUCAUUAGACAUUUCAUUUUAUAAACUUGUGUUAAGUCAAAUUAUCAUAAGUAAACUUACAUACACAAAAGGGUAGCAGUUUUUCUAGGACACAUUUAAGUCAGUCAAACAAGACCAUAUUUAAUGAAAAGGCAACUUUUUUAAAUUUUGCAUUCUAGAUUACAUAAUAUGGUCUAUCAGUGACAUUUUGUGGAUGUAUUACACCUGCUCCAUGUUAAAAUAGUGUUCAGGACAGUGCAUCAUAAAAAACAAGAUGUACUGUGGCAGCUGACUGCAGUGAAUGCUGGCUGGAACGCUUCCAGAGAAUCUAGAGUCGGGUCAGAGACUGCACCGGAGCUGGAUAACAUGUCUGGGAGGAAGCACUGAGUGCUUUGUCUUUUAAAAAAGUGAAUUAUAGUAAAUGCUGACUGUUGUUAAGAUACAGGGACAAAAACUGAAAAAAAAUGUUGAAGAUUGUGUAAGAAAAUAAAAAUGUAGAAGACGAGGAUUGUGUCAGUAUGCUGUGGUAUGAGCCAACUGAGAGGCUCAGUAGGCUCACUGUUAUGAAGGCUGCAUUCUGCUGCUGCGUUUUUCCAGCUGGUCUUAUUGAGUGCAGAUGGCCUAAUAAAACAAGUUGUUUUGAAACAGGUUAAAGUGGACGCCCAGUGAACAAGAGUCCCAGGGUUAGGAUCCUCUCUCACCAGCCAACAAAUCUCACUGUGUUUGGAUCAAAAUAAUGACUUAGACUCUACUGAGCUGGAUGAGUUGUGCAGUGAGUAACCCACUUAAAGCCAUGUUAGUGGGGCUCUGUAAGGGAAGAGCGGGAAGUCAAGAGGUUUGCCCAGAAUCCGGUUGGAGGUGAUUUAGUUAGUGUACAGCCGUUUGUCAGAAAUUCAGGAUAGAAACACGUUGUUUGUUUUGAUUUUUUUGAACUACUUUAACCAAAUUAGUGUAGAGUAGUUUUGUUCCUCUCUGAUUUCAUGCUCUCUGUCUCUUUCUCGUUCCUGCUCAUGUCCUGUGAGAGGGUUUGUGAAAGUUGCCCUCACAAACACAAACAGGGGAGAACACUUCUGUUUAGAAUAUUCAAGGGCUGUUCUGGGCUUUUAGUGAUCUUUGUAAAAGGGAAACCCGGCAGUUUACUGCACCUAUGUUGAGAUACAUGAAUAUCACACAGUUAAUGUUACACUGUAAUACCAUUUAUUUGAACUUUUUGCUGACUUAAUCUAUGUGCUGUCGGGUUCUGGGCAGGUCGUGUACUGUGGGUUUAUCAGUGGGUUUUCAUUAAAAACAGAUGCCCGCUGUAGCAAGCAGUAGGAUUAAACCAAAAGAGUCCAAUUGCCAGUCAAUGGUAUGCCAUCACAAAUAAUCCCUUUCACUUACACAUUGUGAUUUGAUCCAUCAUUAAUACUGUAGAAGAACAUUGACAUCAUCUAGUAAUAGUUAAAUGGUUUGCAUACAAAAAGAUGGGGAUGAAAUGAAGUUUAGCCAGCAUGGCAGUAUAUGGCACUGUGCCAAAUAUAAACAAGGGCUCAAAACAGAAGAGGUUAAAAAGUAUGCAAUUUUUUCAUUAGUUAGUCGUCAUUAGUUUUGUUAUUUUGAAUGAGUUUGCUUACAUGAACAUGAAUAUCACCUACAUGUGUCUGGCUCUGUGUAUCCAUGCUGCUGCAGCUAAAGCCUUAUUCGGGUAGGACUAAUAUUACCUGGGGACCUCAUGUGAUUUAAAAAUUACACCUCCACACUUGUUUACUCAAAUUUACUGACAAUAUCCACAGAUAGAAGAUUAACAGGCUGCCAGAUGAUAACUGUUGAGUCCACUGAAAGUAAGCAAAAUGUUCCUUACUGCAUGCUGCCAUGCAUGUCAUCCAUUUUCAGAGAUUUUGCCCUUCUGAUUUAUUUAUGCUUUUUGUGACUUGGUCUUCAUGCUGUGUAGAAACAUGAGCCUGAAUUUACACCUAAAAUACUCCAAACUUUAAUUUAGAAUUGUCAGCACAGCCUCCAUAAUUCUUGGGAAAGUGACAGGACAAAAGUAGAGAGAGAAAACAAAAAACUUGGCAAAAAGAAGAAAAAUGUACCCAAUAUCACAGAGAUCCUGAUUAACACAGGACAAAUGUGUAAGGUUACUUACAGUGGCAAUUUUACUUGAAAAAUUAUUUGCACUGGCUUAAAAUAACAGACAACUUCUGCAAAAUAUCCAUACAGUCAAUGGGUGUACUGAAGGUGUUAGUUUGACUCAUGUCACAACAUGGAAAGGGCUGAUAACCAGCAACCAACCUACAACCACCCAGCAGGGAGCAAUGGAGAUACUUUGGCUUCUUAUCUGAAGCGCUGUCCUGUUAGUCAACUUUACAUAAAGUUUAUGGUUUAAACAUGAUAUUCAUAAGUUUAUCCUAAGCUUUUUCACUUACCAUCACCACAGUAUAAAGACUUUAUUGUGUUUUAAGAUCCUUCUUUAGUCUGUUGAAUAUUUAAUUUGCUUUUCCCUGCCCUGUGACUGGCAGGCAGGGCUUUAUCCUGGCACUGAUACGGAUAUGGAAACAGAACGGUGAGUCUAGCAUCAGGCCUGUCAACAGUCGUACUCCUUUUCCAAAACAGCUGUGGGCCCUUCCUUCUUGAAUGGAAACAAAUUUUCAUUGUGCAACAGCCUAAAGUGUAAUUCUGUGGUUCUCCCAUUGGUUUAGCACAUAUGAAUGAUCAAUUAUUUUUUUCUCUACAUGCAAGCAUGUUGGUAUUGAAAGCAAUCCUGAUGCCUUCAGUACACCAUUGAAGCCAACAUUCACACCCAGAGUUCAGCACACAGACAUAUUGGGAGUUCUUCCACGAUAAACAGCAAUGGAAGCUGCUAUUUCCAAGCCUUUUGUGCAGCCAGGAUUCUGCCUUCCCAUCUGGUCAACUGCACAAUUACACACCUCCACAAGCAACCUUUUAAUGGCUGUCAGACAGGACGUUUAGAACAGGCUGUGAAAUUGUGUGCUCCUACAUCACACAGCAUUAAAACAUCUGGAACAUUCCACCACAAAAUGGUUGAAAGUGAGAUCAUGGGUUUUUUGGGUUUACCAUCACUCUUUCAUUCUUUAACCUUAAGUAAAUACAUCAGGAAAUGUAAUUAUUCAACUGUAUAACACCGAUUUGAUCACAUGUGACCCAUAUGUGGCCUAAGAUGACUUGUACGCAUUUUUGUAACCUUCUCACAUUUUCAGUGUCACGCGGAUGAAUCAUGCACUGUUUAGGGAGCAGAUUGUGUAUUUAGAAAUGCCUUUGUAGGUUUGAUUUGUAUAUAAUUUGUUAUUCGUUAAAUUGUUGUUAUGAGAAAACACUGUGGUCUGUUUGUAGGUCUCAUCCUGUGAUUGCCACAGUAUAUUGAGUGCCACACUGUCUAAAUUUCAGCCACGUUUUUUUUUUUUAUCACUUCUCAUUUCUUGUUUCACUUGAAGGAAUAAUACAGUUUAUUACAA